This is a messenger RNA of Ostertagia ostertagi, 693 nucleotides long. The record is from the annotation of a GenBank genome assembly. NCBI's taxonomy places the organism in Eukaryota, Metazoa, Nematoda, Chromadorea, Rhabditida, Trichostrongylidae.
AGCCAGUACAAGGUAUCAAGGUUUUUCUUCACAACGGCUUUCCAUGGUGAGGAACUUAAAGAAUGGUCAAAUCGAGCAGCACUUCUGAAUCAGUGGAGAGCUCUCGCCGACAAAUAUUCUGAUCUGGGAGUAUCGAUUUACGAAGAAGACGCCAUGUUUCUGGAUUUGGUCGAGACCAUGGUCCCUACAACGAUGCAGUCAGCGCUCUUCACUUUCAUCUCGAUGUUUGUCGUCGCCGUUCUCUUCAUCUCACAUCCACCUACGCUGUUCGUCGCCACACUCAGCAUUCUCAGCACCAGCAUAGGAGUGUUUGGUCUCAUGUCGCUUAUGGGCGCUGAACUGGACCCGAUCAUGAUGUCGGCUACAGUGAUGAGUAUCGGCUUCUCUGUUGACAUACCAUCACACAUUAGCUACCAUUACUAUCAGACAGGGAAGGAAACGAACUGUGUGAAAGCUCGUUUGAAAAAGACGGUCGCUGCGGUUGGGUUUCCCAUCAUGCAAGCGUCUCUUUCCACAACGCUCUGCGUUCUCAGUUUCUUCUUUGUCCAAUUACACAUGUCAAAGAUCUUUGCCCAGUGCAUGCUUCUCGUCGUGCUCAUCGGCAUGAUUCAUGGCCUCUUAAUAAUACCGGUGAUUUUCAACUUAAUAGCAGCGCUGCCUUACAGGUACACAUACACGGUGACAUAUCGUUGA